AUGACCUUUAUCCGACCAUUGCUUGAAUACGGCGAUAUUAUAUUUGACAACUGCACUGCAGGGGAAAAGCAGGAACUUGACAAAAUACAACACGAGGCUGCGAGAAUCGUCACAGGUGACAGGUCCACCAGCAAAUGUACAACGGGCCCCGACUAUCACCCGAAACUCAUCAGCCGUCGUGGGGAGGUGAUUAACAAGAUACGCAGCGACCAUGAUGUUCGCAUUCAGCUGCCGGAGAGAAAUGACGAGGACCAGAGCGUGAUUAGGAUCAUCGGCUACGAGAGGAAUUGUGAAGCAGCACGUGAUGAGAUCCUUCGUAUGGUGAAAGAUUAUGAGGACCAAGUUCAUCUUGAGGUUCGUGUAGACCACCGCAUACACUCCCGCAUCAUCGGGCAGAAAGGGCGCGGUGUGAGGCGUAUCCAGGACGACUUCAAGGUGGAUCUCCGCUUUCCUCGGGGUAAUGACGACAAAGACAUACUCGUUAUCAGCGGUGCUGAGGAUGACGUCUACGAGUGUAAAGACCAUCUUCUCAACAUGGAGGAGGAAUUUUUGCAAGAUAUCAUCGAUGAUGAAUACCUGAAGAGCCUUCAGAAGCCCAGCAGGAUUGAGCCCGAGAGACCCAAGAGAUCCGAGAACCCGGGCUUCUACACUAAGAACGCCCCAUGGGAUAAGGACGAUGGCUCCGCCCCUGAUACCAGCAGCACGUCAGAAUUUCCUGGUGCUACAGGGGGCUCGGCUGUUGCUCCGAAAUCAUCCUUUGCUUGGGGACCCAUGCGCAGAAAGUGA
Mya arenaria is the source of this 786-nucleotide messenger RNA. RefSeq names its product vigilin-like. Gene Ontology annotation, molecular function: RNA binding. The transcript is spliced from 4 exons. NCBI's taxonomy places the organism in Eukaryota, Metazoa, Mollusca, Bivalvia, Myida, Myidae. The coding region runs from base 1 to 786 and encodes 261 amino acids. The record is from RefSeq and is a predicted model, not a curated record.